Messenger RNA from Paramecium tetraurelia, 2922 nucleotides. RefSeq lists its product as uncharacterized. NCBI's taxonomy places the organism in Eukaryota, Ciliophora, Oligohymenophorea, Peniculida, Parameciidae. The transcript has 6 exons. Gene Ontology annotation, cellular component: AP-4 adaptor complex; membrane coat. Gene Ontology annotation, biological process: intracellular protein transport; receptor-mediated endocytosis. Gene Ontology annotation, molecular function: cargo adaptor activity. The record is from RefSeq and is a predicted model, not a curated record.
AUGUCAUCGGGAUCACAUUUAAGCAAAGAAUUACAUGAUCUGAUCAAAUCAAUAGGAGAGACUCGUAGCAAAUAGGAAGAAGACAAGAUCAUCAUUAAAGAAGUUCAACAACUAAAGACCAAACUAAAUGAGAAGAACAUGCCACCGAAAAAAGUGAAGGAAAUGCUCAUUAGAGCAAUUUACAUAGAGAUGUUGGGUCAUGAUGCAUCCUUUGUACACAUCAAUGCAAUUCAUCUUACACAGUCCAAGAAUUUGGCACUUAAGAGACUGGGCUAUUUGUGUUGUUCCUUAUUUUUGGAUAACGACAGUGAGCUACUUAUAUUGUUGGUGGCCACACUCCAGAAAGAUCUGGCAUCAACCAAUGUUCACAUCGUAGUCAAUGCUCUUACUGCAGUUGGAAAAUUGAUCAGCAAGACCUUUGUGAAUGCAUUGACAGAACCUGUAUUAAAAUUAUUGACUCAUAACACUGACAUUGUGAGGAAGAAAGCAUUGAUGGUGAUGUAGAUUAUCAGAUAGUUGAACUAGGAUUGCAUUACAGAAUAAGAUUAUGAUGAUAGAAUCAGAAGGGGAAUUCAAGACAAAGAGCCAAGUGUUAUGGGAGCAGCCUUCAAUCUCUAUCAUGAAGAAUUAAAGAGAGGCGCUGUUAAUAAGUACAAGCCAUUGACAGGUACUUUUGUUUCGAUGCUCAAAUAAAUUAUAGAACACAAACUACAUAAAGAUUAUGAUUAUCAUAGAUUUCCUGCUCCUUGGUUAUAAAUUAAGUUGCUUUAAAUUCUUACUCUUUUGGGAGCCAAUGAUUUGAAAGUCAGUGAAUAGAUUUAUGAAGUAUUGGGAUCAACUUUAAGAAGAGCUGAUGACACAACUAUCAAUAUAGGUUAUGCUGUGACUUAUCAAUGUGUUAAGUGCAUCAGUGGAAUUUAUCCUCAAUAAAGUCUCCUUGAAUAGGCAGCCAAUUCAGUAUCUAGAUUUUUGAAAUCUGAUAAUAAUAAUCUUAAAUAUUUAGGAAUUAAUGCCUUAACUUAGAUUGUUUCUAUUUCAUAGAAGUAUGUGUUAGAACAUCAGAUGACAAUUGUAGAUUGUCUAGAAUCUAAUGAUGAUACAUUAAAGAAAGAAACUUUAGAAUUGUUAUUUAAAAUGACAAAUGAACAAAAUUGUGAAGUCAUUAUUCAAAAAUUGAUCCAUUUCCUCAAAACAAGUUCAGAUGCUAAUUUCAAAAAGGAUUUGUUCGUUAAAAUAUCUUUGCUAAAUGAAAAACAUGCACCUACUCAGGAAUGGUUCAUUAAGACAGCCAACACAUUAUUUGAAUUUGGAUCUGAAUUCAUAGAUAAUGAUGUCAGAAACAAUUUCUUUAAAUUAUUAAUAGAUAAUUUUAAUGAUAUUGGAACUGAAUUUGGUGAGUUCAUUACUGAAAUUUAUUCAGAUCUAUUAAAAAAUGAGUUGUAAGAUAAUAUUUUGAAAAUUGUCUGCUGGGUUAUUGGUGAAAUUGGAUCAUAAAUCUAUGAUUAAGACCCAAAUAAAUUGAAUGAAUUAGCUCAAUUAGUAAUCACAAAAUUAGACUCAUAAUUAGAAUCUGAAACCACCAUAUCCUGGAUAUUAACAUGUUUAGCUAAAUUGCAAUCUGCAAGAGCAUUUUAAAUGUUCGAUUAAACUAGAACCAUCUUUUAAAAAUAUAUGCAGUCAAAAAAUCUUGAUUGUUAAUAAAGAGCCAUUGAUUUCUUUACACUUGCUAAAUUUAAUGCAGCACUCAAAGGUUCCAAAUUUGUCACUGUGGAUCCCAAAAUGUCGUUCUUAGACGCAUAUGUCUAAUAAGAAAGAUAGCGUGGAGCUCAACCAUAUAAUCCUUCAUUAUAAGUGAAGGCAGCAGCUUUAGGUUCAGCAACAGAAGCACCAUCCCUUAAUUUUGGACCUUAUAGUGAUAAUAAAUAUGGAGGCGGGGCCAAAACUGGUACUUUUGGAACUGAAGAAAAUAAAACAACGAAUUAGAACCCAUCAGCUCCAACUAUAGCAGGACCUUGGGAUGACACAGGUUACAACUAAAAGUAACCAGCUGCUCCAAAACCUGUGAUUGCCACUCCUAUGGCUAUUGGGUCAACUACUGGAAUGGGAAGUAAUGGAAGUGGUUAAACAACUACAACUAAAACCGCCAUGUAGGCUAUGGGUAGUGGAUAAAUGGGGGUGAAUACUAAUUAACCUUAAAAUACAUAUAUUCCACCUGUCAGACCUUUACCUCCAAAAGAAGAUCCAAAUUUAAAGGAAAAGUAGAAAUUAGCAAAUCAAUUGUUUCCUUCCAUUUCCCAAACAUAGCAAUAACCUUAGUAAUUAUACUUAUUCAUACAUUAGAUCAACUUAGAAAAAAGGAAUUUCUGCAGUGUCUACUCAAAAACCUAUGAAUGCAAAUCCAAAUCCAACCUAAGCACCUCAAAUUUAUUAGAUAUUGAUGAUCCUUUAUCAGCUCAAUAGCCAGUUCUAGGAGUUCCUUAGGUUUAUGUUCAAUAACCUUAUAUAAUAACUCAAUAACCAGUAGUGCCAUAAUAACAAUUAUAACCAUAAUAAUAGUGGUCACAACCACCUCCUUAAUAGACAAUCCCAUAAUAAUAAAUCAAAUCAUAUAUGCCAGCCAAUAUUAAUGUAGAUCAAUAUGAGCAACUGUGGGACAGAUAUCAAAAUGUCAAAGAAGUCACUCUUCAAAGUAAGAUUAAAUCUGAAUAAGACUUUAGAAAGAUGAUCUAAGCAAUUAAUAUUAAUAUUAUUGAAGUGAUUGAAUAGGAAAUUAUCUGUGCUGGUGCCAAUGCAGAAAAUAAGAGUUGCGUAUUAUUAUAUGGUUGUUACAAUUUGAAUGGUUCUUUGGAUUUGAAAAUUAAUAGUACAGAUCCUAAGGAUGGUGAAUAUAUUUUAGCCCUUAUCAAGAGAUAAUUCUGUUGA